CGCCGCGCUGUGUCUGCCGACAGUCGUUUUCUUAUCACUGAGACGAAGCGAAAUCAUGAGCGGAAGAGGCAAAACCGGAGGAAAGGCGCGCGCUAAGGCGAAGUCUCGCUCUUCUCGGGCUGGACUGCAGUUCCCAGUGGGCCGUGUGCACAGGCUGCUCCGCAAAGGCAACUACGCAGAGCGCGUUGGCGCCGGAGCUCCCGUGUAUCUGGCGGCCGUGCUGGAGUACCUCACCGCUGAGAUCCUGGAGCUGGCGGGAAACGCAGCUCGCGACAACAAAAAGACCCGUAUCAUCCCCCGACACCUGCAGCUGGCCGUCCGCAAUGACGAAGAGCUCAACAAACUGCUGGGAGGAGUGACCAUCGCUCAGGGAGGCGUGCUGCCCAACAUCCAGGCUGUGCUGCUGCCCAAGAAGACCGAGAAGGCCAAAUAAAGCAAUUUCGAGACCAGCUACUCAACAACGGCUCUUUUAA
Molecule: messenger RNA, 473 nt
Organism: Boleophthalmus pectinirostris (great blue-spotted mudskipper)
Lineage: Eukaryota; Metazoa; Chordata; Actinopteri; Gobiiformes; Gobiidae
Product: histone H2A
Exons: 1
Coding region: 56-433 (125 amino acids)
Cellular component (GO): nucleosome
Molecular function (GO): structural constituent of chromatin; DNA binding; protein heterodimerization activity
Source: RefSeq, a predicted model, not a curated record